Molecule: messenger RNA, 4085 nt
Organism: Formica exsecta
Lineage: Eukaryota; Metazoa; Arthropoda; Insecta; Hymenoptera; Formicidae
Gene: Vav
Product: protein vav
Biological process (GO): cell migration; regulation of GTPase activity
Cellular component (GO): cytoplasm
Molecular function (GO): protein binding; guanyl-nucleotide exchange factor activity
Source: RefSeq, a predicted model, not a curated record
CGACCUUUGACUAUAUAGUCAAAGGCCUCGACACUCUUCCUCGAGAUGUCCUGCAUAUCUGCCGGGUGCCUGAGAGUUUGCGGCCGGUCCUGGGGAAUAGUCGGAGAGCAUUGGAUGGGAGAGAAGAGAGAACAUAUAUCGUCGAUCAUCGUUUCGUGCGAUGAUGGUAUGGCGGUAGAGGAUAGUGGAUCGCGAGUAUGCGGUUUCAAACCUGGUGUGAUAAUAUAUCAUGAAGAUAUCGCGGCGAACAUGAGCGAGCAAAGCUAUUAUUAUAUUCUCUUAAAUCGCUAGUAACUCUAACGCUCCUGUGUGUGUCCCGUCGUCUCUUUGUAUUUUCCUCGCAGCGUUCUCUCUCUUGUACAACCUGUACCUAUGUGUCUCGCGAGCGACAGAGAGGAAAUGUAACGUAAUAUGACAACGAUGGCAUCGUCUCGACGGAGCGAGUCCACGAGUGCCGCUGUCACAGAUCAUGCUCCUACGUUGUCGCUUUGACAAUCAGCUGAUCAGCGCGAUGUCCCGACGUGAUUCUACUAGGAUGGACCGAUAGACGCUUGGAUUGUCGGAUUCAUCUCGCAGUGGCUAAUAAGAAUCGCGCGCACGAUUUAAUCUCGCGAGCUUGAAGUGGCAGCGUGAGAUGCAUGUCUUGUGGAAAGCUCGUACAUAAUGCACAAAGUAUCUACAAAAUUAUGAGCGAGAGUCUUCUAUGCCCUAAUUAUUGAACAAUAAAGAAAAAGCACAACAAUGAACAGGGCAGAAAGCGCAGAUGCCGGUAAGGGUUGGCGCGAAUGCGCCAGCUGGUUGACGAGAUGCGGCGCAUUACGAGCGGAUCACAAGGCCAAUUGGCCACAGGCGACAGCAUUUGACUUGGCCUACACGUUGCGAGAUGGUGUCUUGCUUUGCAAUUUAUUGAACAUUGUGGACUCGGGUUGUAUAGACAUGAAGGAUGUGAAUCAGAAGCCGCAAAUGGCACAGUUCCUGUGCUUGCGUAACAUAAAGGUGUUCCUGUCAGCAUGCUCGAGCGUCUUUGGUCUCACCGACUCAGAACUCUUUGAGCCGUCUAUGCUAUUCGACCUAUCUAAUUUCCAUCGUGUCCUCUGCACGCUUUCCGCCUUAUCCAACUGUCCACGAUUCAGGCGAAAGGGUAUACUUGGAUUUUCUGUUGGUCAUGGAAGAUCACAAGAGGACAUUUAUAAAGACUUGCAAAGUGCUGGCGUAGGCGCCACGCCCGGAUUGGUGGCGUUUACCAUAAAAACUAAGGCUGUGGACGUAGAUGAGUCCCAAGUUUAUCAGGAAUUGCUCUGUUUCUCGAGCAAUUCUCAGCGCGAUUGGCCUUCCGCGGAGAAGGGUGGUGCUAUUUCCGGAGGUGAGAAAAGGGAUUAUGUGAUCCAGGAGCUUGUAGAGACCGAACGAAAUUACACAGAGGUUCUCAGUAGUUUACUCAGGCAUUUUGCGCGUCCGCUAUCAUCGUUACUCCGGCCCGAGGACUCAACACGCAUCUUUUUCGGCAUCAAGGAACUUGCAGAGAUCCACGUGGGCUUCCACAGUCAGCUGCGCAAGGCGCGAAACGGCGCCGCGCUUGCCCAAGUUUUCCUGGACUGGCGGGAGAAGUUCCUUAUUUACGGCGACUACUGCGCAAAUCUUACUCUUGCGCAAAAUACUCUGCAGGAAAUCUGUGCACGUAACGAAGUAAUCAAUCAAGAAGUUAUCAGGUGUCAACAAGAAGCUAACAACGGUAAAUUCAAGCUGCGCGAUAUAUUGUCUGUGCCGAUGCAGAGGGUGCUCAAGUAUCACUUGCUGUUGGACAAGUUAGUGGAAGAAACUCCGCGUGAAUGGGUUGAAGAUUGCCAUGCGCUGACAAAGGCGAGGGAAGUAAUGGUCGAUGUCGCUCAGUAUAUAAAUGAAGUAAAACGCGAUUCCGACACAUUGGAUAUCAUAAAGGAUAUUCAAGCAUCAAUAAUCGAUUGGGAUGUGCCCGAAGAUGCGCAGUUGAAAGAUUUCGGAAGAUUACUUCGUGAUGGCGAGCUGAAGGUGAAGGCUCACGGCGACCAGCGGAUAAAGGCUCGUUACGCGUUCGUGUUCGAGCAAGUAGUAUUGAUUUGCAAAGCGGGCAGGGGAGACCAGUAUUGUUACCGGGAAACUUUACGAUUAGACGAUUAUAGAUUGGAGGAUCAUAUAGGACGAAGAACGUUGGGUAGAGAUUCGCGUUGGUCCUAUCAAUGGUUACUUGUACAUAAGCAGGCAUACACGGCGUACACAUUGUACGCAAGAACAGAGGAGCAAAAGCAGAUGUGGAUAAAGGCACUGCAAGAUGCAAUGGAUAAUGUCAAUCCCGCGGCCUGUCGCAAUACCAAUCACAAGUUCAAGUUGACGACGUUCGAUGCUCCUAGAAGCUGUCAACGGUGUGGAAAGUUUCUCAAAGGUCGCAUAUUCCAGGGUUACAAAUGCGAGAUAUGUCGCCUAGCCGUGCACAAGCAAUGCAUCGCGCAUUCGGGUCGCUGUGUACCCACGGCACCGCUGUUGACUCCGCCUCCACCCCUACCUUGUGAACGCGCGCUUGCCACGAAGUUGUGGUUCGUUGGGGAGAUGGGUAGAGAUACGGCGUCCAACAAGCUGGAAUCUCGCGAAGAUGGCACGUACAUGUUGCGCGUCCGUCCAGCCGGACAGCCGCGCCUCAAGCAUGAAACGAAUUAUGCGCUCAGUAUCAAGGCGGAAGGAGCGGUGAAACAUAUUCGAGUGUUCAAACGUGAUGUGGAUGGUGCGGAUCUAUAUUAUCUCAGUGAGUCCCGAUUCUUCAAGAGCGUCUUUGAAAAGCUGGAUCAGCGUCUACUAUGGCCUUACCGGCGAGUUCUAGCUAAAGCACUAUUCGACUUUCGCGGCAGCGAACGCAAUCAACUAAGCCUGCGACGUGGUUGUCGCGUCGUGGUACUAAGCAAGGAGGGUGAUGCCAAAGGAUGGUGGAAGGGUAAAAUAGGCGAUCAAGUAGGAUUCUUUCCAAAAGAGUAUGUGGAAGAGGAGUAGAACUGUUAAAGUCAAAUUAUAUUUAGAUCAUUGCAUAUAUACCGAAUUUUUAAAAUUUUAAGAUGUCUCAUAAUUGAUUAUUAUAUAUUAUGUUUAAAUAUCUGUAAUUUUGGUAUUUGGAUUAAGAAUGAUCAAAAUGAUUGAAAUAUUCCGCAUCAUGCUGAUAUAUUCCUCUGUUGAUAUGGCUUUUCUACCUUUGUUUGAUUUUUAUGGCAUCUAAAUUGCUCGUUUUUGUCUAGAUCUUAAAUCUUUUUUUGUUUUUAUACAUUUGAUAGUAUCUGUUGAAAUAUGGUAUUAACAUAUGAAAAGGAUAAAUAUUAUAAAAACAUUAACACAUAUGUGGGGCAUGAAACUGAGGAAACAUUUUUGAAUUUUACUGUUCAUAAAAAUUUUUUUAUGUUCCAUAUAAAGUCAUGCAAAUUGCUUCUUAUUCUGAGAAACAUAAUUGAAAAUUUUAUCUAUCGUAUAUAUCUUGUUUUUUUUUCACAGAUCCGUGAAAAAAAUAUAAAACCGAUAUUUUAUACGCAACGAUCUAAUCUAAUUAAUAUUCAUUAAUCUCUGAAUGGUCAAUAAAUGCGAUACACCGUGAUAAUCACUUAUGGUGCAAUCAUGGUAAUUUUAUUAAUAUAUACCUCAAUAGGAAAAAAAUAAGAGGAACGAAUUUAAUCGCGAAGCAUUUUGCAUUGUAUAAGAAAAAAAAGAGAAAAUCUAAAUAAAUCUAUAAUCUCGCGCACGUAACUUCGAUGUUACUUGUUCUCUUAGAUUUUACGAAAUCCGAAUGCAUCACACAUAUACUGUUGUAAUGCAUACUUGAUGCUACGCUUAGAUAAAUAUUCUUAGCCACAUGUAUAGAAUUAUAAAAAGAUAACAAUUAUUUUUUACUGUGACACGCCAUUUCUGAUUAUCAUUAGAAGGCGAUUAAUAUAAAGGCACAUCAUAAAGAUUAAAGUUGUUCAUUCGAAAAUACCAUUAGAAAAAUAUAUAUCGUGCAUAUACUAAAUACAGAAUAUUCUUAAAAAGAUGGGAAUUGAAUUGUCUUUUUAAGAAAUCUCGAAUUAAAUUUUUUU